Messenger RNA from Acaromyces ingoldii, 2793 nucleotides. RefSeq lists its product as hypothetical. Lineage: Eukaryota; Fungi; Basidiomycota; Exobasidiomycetes; Exobasidiales; Cryptobasidiaceae. The transcript has a single exon. The record is from RefSeq and is a predicted model, not a curated record. Bases 1 to 2793 code for a protein of 930 amino acids.
AUGCAGACGCUCGAAAGCAUGGAGCAGCUGCUGCUCGCGACGGUCAAGCGUCUCGAGGACCUCGAACGCAGCGCAGUGCGGAUUACUCCAACGCCCGCCUUCCAGGGCGCCUGCGUCGACAUUCGCUGCAGCCGUGGAUCGUCUGCUUUAAAUCACAAUGGAUGCCCGUCAUUGUCGCCGCCGUCGUCGUCGCGAGAGGAUGUCAAGGGCAUUAUCGCACGCACGAUCCACAACGACGAGAAGGACAGGUCGACAAAGCUCAGCAAAGCUGUCUUGGCCUUUGCGACCGUUGUCAGGCAGCACGAGGACGACCUGCCAAAAUGGCUGUGUGUGGCCGUCUCAGCGCUGGCCGAGACUGCAACGGAGACAAACGAAUACGCGCUGCGCGACGACGAUGACGACGGUGCUCCUUCCCUCUCGCCAGCUGUAAGGUCCAAAAUGGGCGAGGAUGCGGCCGAUGACGAGAAAGCGCCAUGUUCAAGACGAAGCUCCGUGUCGGCCUUGACGACCUCACCGGCCACACCAACAGCCAUACCAGAGGCGACACCGAUGGAGAAAGCGGGGGCGUGGUGCGAAGAAGAGGUCAAGACCUUGAACAGAGGGCCGAUGAUAGAGACCUUCGACCGUCAGCACGAGAUUGAACCUCAAGAUAUCCCCCAUUCAGCGCUGGACGAGAGGCAGACGUGCCAUUUCGAUGUAGAAAAAGCGAUGACUGGGAUAGAAUCACACGAAGAUCCGUCGUCGUCAGACUCCGAGGACGACAUGCCUCUCGCCUGGCACGGCCGCCGACCAGAUGGCUUUCCGAAAACCCGCAAAGCUCAAGACACGCAGGCCCAGGCACCCACUCCUUCGCCCCUCCUUCGAGAAGGAGAAGAAGUGGAUGAGAGGCAACUCAAUCGAGUACAUUUGGAGCCAGGAGAAGGAGGAAAGAGCACACAGCAGGAUGCCGCGCUUGCAACAGAGCAGCUCGAAGAAGAAGCUCAUGGUUUAUCUCACGAUAUCAAAGCGAGCGCAACGGGGCAGGUCGACGAGGAAACAGACCAAGAAGAGAACGAGGAACCUGCAGAGGCGGCCAGCAAAAGUCGCUUUAGACAAGAUGAGCCGCCAGCCACUCGACCAGCACAGAACGAGGACAAUGAGCAGCUGGAAGAGGCGGGGGAGGCGGAAGAGGAGGAAGAGGAAAGGGAGUACCUCCCUUCUUCACCCCAACUACCCGUAAAUGAUGGCGGCGCAGUACAACCAUCGUCGCUCGACAGUGCUGGAGACGGAAAGCGUUUGAUUUUCCACAAUUUCAUCAAGGACCUCCCCAUUGACGCCUACAUUGGCUCGUGCGCUAUGCCGUUGCGUUUGACCCUUGGUGAGCGCAACUUCAAAGGGAAACUGCCCUUGACUGUAUUCGCCAAAGCCAUUGAGCCACUGGCAGAGGAGUGCAAUCUCGUCCGCAAGGGGAAUGGCCACUGGGACUGGUGCGAGUUCGAUGUCACCUUUCGAGGUACCUCCUCGGUCGAUGGUUCGCCUCAAACGUUCACAAAGCGGCUCCACUUUCUCAUCUACCCUGAUGAACACUGUGUAAACGGCUUUUGCCUCGGCGACCAAUGGUACCCCAGAGGAUACCAUUACGAGGCUUCUGGCGGCCACGUACAGUUCAAGACGCAUGCCAGCACCCUGAUUCCCAUCCGGCCCAAUCUGUCCUCAUUUGACAUAUGGGGCAACGACUAUGCAACGGCCGCCCUUCUUUCACCGCGGGCCCCUCCAAGCCAUACCGUCAAAGACGCAAAGGGAGAGGCUAAAUCAGCAGAGACUGACAGUGAAGGGCCGUUGUUCCGCAACUUCAGCGGCGACCAGCCCGUGGAUGUAUUCAUCGGCUCGUGUCCCGUCGCACUGCGCCUUUGCAUCAACAGGUUAGCCAGUCGGAGCGCCGUAGCAUUAAGCAUUUUUGAACGUGUUAUUCAACGCUUCUGCCCAGGAUGCAUCGGAGCGGUGGGAGAAGAGGUUGGUGUCGAUGUGACAUUUAUUGGCAUGCAGCGUGCUUUGUCGACGGGAAUCAAGGUCCAAGAGGUCUCCUUCACGAAAUACCUCGUCUUCAAGGUCCUUCCUGAUAGUUGCGUCAGGAACGGCUUUGUACUUGGCUCCGACAUGAGGUAUGGAGACAACGCCCUGGCCGUCGUUUUUGAGGCAGGUCAAUUCAGCAUUUCGUUUGCGUCGAGGAAAGACGUCUUCGUCCCGGUCCUCCCAUUGUGCUACACCUUACAACCAUGGGGAGGCGCAAGGAUGGGGCAAGUUUUUGAUCAGCCACAACAACCGGUAUCGGAUACUCGACGAGACGAAUAUCAGCAAAGCUCGCAGUGCGUCACAUCGGCAGAGGGCCCAAAGCCGGCGAUGCUUGCAUGCAGAAGCGAACUAGCUCGAGCUCCUUGGACGCCGGCUCCCGAUCGACGUCGGUAUUACUACGCCUCUACUUCUCCAACUCCCGAAAGACCUCGUCAACAUGAGGAGCAAAAGGCUACGCCACGCAGACAAGGCUUUCCGAGGCCCGACCGUGAGGCUCAACCUCGUUCUCAACAUGUCUCGCCCCAGGUCCAAUGGAACCCUGCAAGCAAACACGACAGGAAUUGUGCUGUCUCUGGAUCCUCCUCACCUCUUCUUCGUACCUCUGAGGAGCUGUAUCAGCCAUACAAGCGAGGUCACGAGAGCAGCAGCGACUGGGGAACGUUCUAUUCCGAUGGCCGAGGCCCAUUGUAUCACCGCCCAUACGAUGACCCUCGCAUCAAGAGGCCUCGACAACGGUACUGA